Molecule: messenger RNA, 1653 nt
Organism: Gregarina niphandrodes
Lineage: Eukaryota; Apicomplexa; Conoidasida; Eugregarinorida; Gregarinidae
Product: acyl-CoA dehydrogenase
Exons: 1
Coding region: 1-1653 (550 amino acids)
Biological process (GO): L-leucine catabolic process
Molecular function (GO): 3-methylbutanoyl-CoA dehydrogenase activity; flavin adenine dinucleotide binding; protein binding
Source: RefSeq, a predicted model, not a curated record
AUGUCUGUAGAGGUUCCCCUGCCGGUCGACUCUGAGGAGAACGCAGCCAAACUGCGGGCGAUCCUAGCGGCAACUGGUACGCCCGCAACGGCGCCGGCCAAGGCUAGCGAGGGACCGGCGAACGGUGUGUACUACCGGCAGACGUUGUGUCGGACGGAGGAGUACGAAGUAGCACAUUUCCUCUUCCUCUCCGGCAUGGCGUCGACAUUGCACGGUCAUGCCGAGGCGGCAGUACUGCUGCAUGUGGCACGCGGCCGCGUCAUGGAGGAGGCGUAUGUGCCGCUGCCCGACGGGCAAUUCGAGUACCAGGUGACGGUGAUCGCCGCUGGGGAGGAGGGCUACCUGCCGCAGGGCGCGUUCCACCGUGUCCAUUGCCUCGAGGAAGCGCCCACCGUCAACGUCUACGCGCCGCCGAGCAGCAACCCCGUCGCACCCGUACCGGCAGAGACCAUGCCGCUGCUGCUCUCCGCCAAAGGCCGUUACUUGAAGACCUUCCACGCCAUUGCCAGCGCGCCGGUUUACCUCAAGAAAGGUUUCCUUGGCAUCCGACCCAUCGUUGACGAACAUCUCGAACGCUGGGUCGCCCGAGAACAGGAACAAAAUACACUGGGCCAGAUCCGAGUGCACCCUGAUACCAUCGCCGACUUCCGUGUCACGGGUGUGUUUGGCGCACCCAUCCCCAUCGAGUACGGCGGCUUCGGCGACUCUCUCGCAGACGUCGCCAAGGCCGUACGCAAGCUGGCCGCCCGUGCGCCGUGCACCGCCCUCGCCAUGGCCAUGCCGCUCGGUAACUCGGCCGCGGCGACCGUGCCGGUGUACGCCGUUCCCGCCCAGCACGCGGAGGAACUCAAGCAAAACACACUCUGGCUUGUGCAACAGGUCAUUGCGGAACGCCAGAUCAUGGCCGUCGCCAACUCGGAGCCCGGCAGCGGCGGCGAGCUACGACUCACGCAAACCAUCGCCGUGCGCAACAAAGACGGGCUCUUCGAACUCACCGGUCGCAAGUCUUUCGCCACCCUUGGACCCGAUGCGGACUACUUCAUGUGCGCCGCGCGCUGCGUCCCGCAAUCCGAAGACGCCGUCGACGGCUUCUUCGUGCACCGCACACAACUCCUCCUCGACGACCACUGGGACCCGCUCGGCAUGCGUCCUACCGCCAGCGUCGGCCUCACCCUCCAGUGCGCCCAGGCCGCCUGCAGACUCGGCUUCCCAGGCAGUUUGUCCGGCAUAAACGCGCGCCACUGGAGCACGCUGCUCUUCGCCUCCGUUUUCGUAGGCGUCGCCGAAGGCGCACUCGCCGCGCUCCUGCAACUCCUCGACAACAACGCCAGACAGUCGCCCUUCGUCCGCACCACCCUCGGCACCCUCGCACUGAACAUCGACGCCGCCGCCGGCUUCGUCGAAGCACUCACCCAAAUCACCGACAUGCCCUACCCCCCCGCCACCAAGGAACGCUGCAACAACGCCAAGUCCGUCGCAGCCAAAGUCGCCGUCGAAACCGCCACCAACGCCAGCAUGCUCGCAGGCGGCAAGGCCUACAAAGCUAACCACCUCGUCUCGCAAAUCCUGCACGACGCACUCGCCGCACCACUCCUCCGGCCGCCGUACCCCAAAGUCAUCGAUGGCAUCGCCGCUAAGCUACUCGACAACUAA